Messenger RNA from Raphanus sativus (radish), 1308 nucleotides. RefSeq lists its product as uncharacterized. Bases 1 to 1308 code for a protein of 435 amino acids. The record is from RefSeq and is a predicted model, not a curated record. The transcript is spliced from 2 exons. Lineage: Eukaryota; Viridiplantae; Streptophyta; Magnoliopsida; Brassicales; Brassicaceae. Gene Ontology annotation, molecular function: protein dimerization activity.
AUGGAGAAAUAUUUGAUAAAUUUGAAAAGAAAAGCUCCAUCAUCACCCCCAUCAUCAUCUCAGAAGGUCCUUGUCAACCUCGUGGUCUUUGCUCAUCAGCUUCAGUUAGUUGUUGUGGCAGUUGCUAAGAAGCAUUUUGAUGUUGGAGACUUCUUUGAUAUGAUUUCUCUGCUGUUAAAUGUAGUGGGAGCUUCAUGUAAAAGGAAAGAUGCAUUCAGAGAAAAUCACAAAAAAACGAUUGAGAAAGAAGUUAAUGAUGGUGAACGUAAGACUGGAAAAGGGUUAAAUCAAGAUGUUUCUGUUCAAAGACCAGGGAUGACUCGUUGGGGCUCUCACUAUAGGACUUUGCUGCGUGUGGUUGAGUGUUUUUCUUCUAUCGUUGAAGUGCUUAAGUGUGUUCAGAAUGAUGGCGCAGAUGACUCGAAAAGACGUCAAGCAUAUGGCCUCCUCAGUUAUGUGGACAGCUUUGAUUUUGUGUUCUACUUGCAAGUGAUGGUUCACCUUUUAGGAGUCACAAAUAGUUUGUCAUUGGCCCUUCAAAACAGAGAUCAAGAUAUUUUGAAUGCAAUGUCCUUAGUAGCAUCAACAAAAAGAGAGUUGCAGAAGUUUAGAGAUGAUGGAUGGAAUUCUCUUAUGAUUAAAGUUUCUUCUUUCUCUAAGAAACAUGGCAUUGAAAAGCUUGAUAUGAAGGAAGAUUUCCUUGACACAAAGAGACGAAGGAAAAAAACAGGAGUGACAAAUGAACAUCACUAUAAGGUUAAUUGCUUAUAUGCGAUUUUGGAUUUGCAGCUUCAAGAGUUCAACGAUCGCUUUAAUGAGGUGAACACUGAACUACUUAUUUGUGCUGCUUCUUUAUCUCCCAUCGAUUCGUUCUCCCAGUUUGACCAUUCAAAACUGAUGAGAUUAUCGACUUUCUACCCAUCUGACUUUAGUCAGGGAGAGUGCAUAUCUCUUGACCAACAGCUAGAUAUCUAUAUCGAUAACCUUCGAAAUGAUGAAAGGUUUACUCAUUUAGAAGAUCUUGGAGAACUUGCUCGUACUUUGGUGGAAACACGAAAGCAUUUGUCAUUCCCUUUGGUUUAUAGGCUUCUGAAGUUGAUUUUGAUUUUGCCGGUUGCCACUGCAACCGUUGAGAGAAGUUUUUCAGCUAUGAAGAUCGUGAAGACAGAUCGACGAAAUCGGAUUGGCGAUGAGUUUUUGAAUGAUUGUUUAAUUUGUUUUAUCGAAAAAGAUGUAUUUGAAAAAGUUACGAAUGAAGCUGUGAUGAAAAGAUUUCAGGAUAUGAAAGAUCGUAGAGUACUUUUAUAA